AUGCUUAAAACGAAAGGAAUCAAGAUUGAAAGAACUGCUGAACAGGUUAGAGACAAGAUUGGAGGAAUUGAACAAGCCUAUAAGGUUGCACGGGAUUUCAUGUACACAGAAACUGGCGUUGGCCUGUUGGCAACAGAUGAAGGCAGCUUCCAAGACCUAGUAAGGAAAAGGGGCAAGAACUUUUUCAAACUAGAACCUAUUUUCACUGACCAUGUUGGCAUUUCACCUGAGACAAACAAAGAGAUGCCAAAUGAUGGCUUCGGUGAUGUGGGAAAUGAUUUGGCAGACAGUGACGAUGAUUCUUUGCUUGAUGUUAUUGGUAUGGUUGGUGGAAAGAAUAAUCCAGUAGCAGAAAACAGCAUGGAAAGUCCAAGUGCUUCGACCGCAACUCGGGUGACCACUCCAAGUAGUACAUCAACUUCCGUUGACCAAAGAACUCCAAGGCCAUCGCCAACACUGGCAACACCCACCCCACCAG
Messenger RNA from Cylindrotheca closterium, 478 nucleotides. NCBI's taxonomy places the organism in Eukaryota, Bacillariophyta, Bacillariophyceae, Bacillariales, Bacillariaceae. The record is from the annotation of a GenBank genome assembly.